Molecule: messenger RNA, 1845 nt
Organism: Boleophthalmus pectinirostris (great blue-spotted mudskipper)
Lineage: Eukaryota; Metazoa; Chordata; Actinopteri; Gobiiformes; Gobiidae
Product: copine-8-like
Exons: 20
Coding region: 1-1845 (614 amino acids)
Biological process (GO): cellular response to calcium ion
Cellular component (GO): plasma membrane
Molecular function (GO): calcium-dependent phospholipid binding
Source: RefSeq, a predicted model, not a curated record
AUGGCGUGGAUCGGGGACGCGGACCCCUUCACGGCCGCCAUCCCCGCGACCAAAGUGGAGCUCAGCGUGUCGUGUCGGAAUCUUCUGGACAGAGACACUUUCUCCAAAUCUGAUCCAAUCUGUGUGCUGUACACUCAGGGAAUCGCUAACCGAGAGUGGAGAGAGUUCGGUCGCACAGAGGUCAUCGAUAACACUCUGAACCCAGACUUUGUGCGGAAAUUCAUUCUGGAUUAUUUCUUCGAGGAGCGACAGAAUCUGCGCUUCGAUCUGUAUGAUCUGGACUGUAAGAGCGACAAUCUCUCCAAACAUGACUUCCUGGGUCAGGCUUGUUGCACUCUGGGAGAGAUCGUGGGCUCAGCGGGGAGUCGCCUAGAGAAACCGCUCACGGGGAUCCCAGGGAGGAAGUGUGGAACUCUGAUCGUCAGAGCAGAGGAGCUCAGCAACUGCAGGGAGUCAGUGAUGCUGCAGUUCUGUGGGAAUAAACUGGAUAAAAAGGAUUUCUUUGGGAAGUCAGAUCCGUUCCUGGUGUUUUUCCGGAGCAACGAGGAUGGAUCGUACACGAUCUGCCAUAAGACAGAGGUGGUGAAGAACACUCUGGACCCGGUGUGGCAGGCCUUUAAGAUCCCAGUGCGAGCGCUUUGCAAUGGGGACUAUGACAGGAGCAUCAAAGUGGAGGUGUACGACUGGGACAGAGACGGGGGACAUGACUUUAUUGGAGAGUUCAGCACCAGUUACAGAGAAAUGUGUCGCAGCCAGUCACAGUUCCACGUUUACGAGGUGCUGAACCCUAAAAAGAAAGGGAAGAAGAAAAAGAAAUACCAGAACUCCGGAACGGUGACGCUGUUGUCCUGUUUGGUGGAUUCUGAGCUCUCGUUUCUGGAUUACAUCAGAGGAGGGACUCAGAUCAACUUCACUGUGGCCAUUGACUUCACCGCCUCCAAUGGUAAUCCAUCCCAGCCCACUUCUCUGCACUACAUGAGUCCAUACCAGUUGAACGAUUACGCUUUGGCUCUGAAGGCUGUGGGGGAGAUCAUUCAGGAUUACGACUCUGAUAAACUGUUCCCUGCUCUGGGCUUUGGAGCUAAACUGCCCCCUGACGGACGGGUCUCCCACGAGUUCCCCCUGAAUGGUAACCCUCAGAACCCGUACUGCAGUGGGAUAGAAGGAGUUCUGGAGGCGUAUUAUCAAAGUCUGAAAACUGUGAGACUGUACGGACCUACACACUUCUCUCCUGUCAUCAACCACGUGGCCAGAUAUGCUUCUGCAGUGACCGAUGGAUCUCAGUACUUCAUCCUCCUCAUCCUCUCAGACGGAGUCAUCACCGACAUGGCCCAGACCAAAGAGAGCAUUGUUAACGCGGCAUCUUUGCCCAUGUCCAUCAUCAUCGUUGGAGUGGGACCUGCCGAGUUUGACGAGAUGAUAGAGUUGGAUGGAGAUGAUGAGAGAAUUUCGUCACAGGGGCGAGCUGCAGAGAGGGACAUUGUUCAGUUCGUGCCGUUCCGAGACUACAUGGAUCGCCGCGGCAACCACAUCCUCAGCAUGGCCCGGCUCGCCAAGGAAGUCCUGGCCGAGAUCCCAGACCAAUUCCUGUCCUACAUGAGAACCAGAGGGAUUAAACCUGGUCCUCAGCCUCCCUCCUACCCGCCUCUGUCGCCCCUGUCAUCCCUGUCACCACUGUCCCCCCUGUCCCCCUGCCCGCCUUCCUCUCUCCACUCCCUCCCGACCGGGCACUCCCUGACCCUCGGCAGACCUGGGCAUCACCACAGUCUAGUCCACACGCUGCCCAGCUCCCACCCGCUCCCGCCCGGGCACCCCUUCAUGGCACGCAGGGUCAGUCGGAUUUGA